GCUACAGCAGCGGCUGGAGGGAGGCAGCGGCGUCAGUGGCGAUGGUGGUGGCAGUCUCGCUAUCCCAGAGGAGCCCAGAGUGGAGACGCAACGGCUCCUGAGGCUCCCGGUUCCCCAUCACACACUGAAGAAAAGAGAGUGGCUUUAUCUGGCUUUGUGUGUCCUCUCCAGCACCAGAAGGAAAAGUGAGGCUUGGGAUCUAGGAAGGUGCAAGUGAGGAACAGACUCAGUUUUUUGAGGGUGAUUCAUCACUGUGGCCCCCAAAGUGUCUAACAGAGCAGAUACUUGGUGGUCUGAGGAUACCAUGACGGUCACAGUGGUAUAUGAUAACUCUGAGGCAACGGAGCUCUGUGCUGCUCAGCACCUCUACCUCAAGCCCAUAGCAAAAUUGAUGAUCAAUGUAUUGCUCCCAGAAAGUCUAGAGCCUGUGAGGCCCUUCUCUAACUGGGAAGUUCUUGACCAACUAAAGAAUCUCAUUUGCCCUGACCAAUUCACCACAGUUCGGCUCUCUAAAAGUACAAAGGACUUCAUCAGAUUUGAGGGUGAGGCUGAAACCCGAAGUUUGGUUCAGAUCCUGAAGGCAAAGUUACAUGGGAAGAUCAUCAAGCUAAAUGGUUUGAAAACAGACUUAAAAGUAGUGGCUACAGAUGCCCAGGGAGAGUGGGAACACUUCCCUAAGGAAAAAGAGGCCUCAUUAAGUGAUGGAGCUGAAGAGCAGGACUAUGAUAAGAGCCCAGAUUCCAUAUAUUUUGAAGGUUUGCCCUGUAAAUGGUUUGCACCUAAAGGUUCCAGUGGGGAGAAGCCAUGUGAGGAGAUCCUUCGGGUAGUCUUUGAAAGUUUUGGGAAAAUCAAGAAUGUGGAUAUCCCUAUGCUUGACCCCUACAGAGAAGUGAUGACUGGUGGGAGCUUUGGGAGUUUUAGCUUUGGUCUGCAAACAUUCGAGGCCUUUAUCCAGUACCAGGAGUCAACAGACUUCAUAAAAGCCAUGGAGUCACUUCGAGGAAUGAAGCUGAUGCUUAAGGGAGAUGAUGGGAAAGCUCUGGCAUGUAACAUUAAGGUUAUGUUUGAUACAACCAAACACUUCAGUGAAGGAGCUAUAAGGAAGAGAAACCAGGAAAGGCUAAAAUUACAACAGCUGGAGGAAGAAAGAAAAAAAGAAAAGAAAAGAGAAGAGGAAGUAGCUGAAAGAAAAAGAAAAGACGAAGAGAGGAAAGCCCAGGAAAAGAGGAAGAAAGCCAGGGUCAGGAGGAGAGCUCUGAAGGAAAUGGGAAACCAUCGGCAGAGGAGACAGAAGGUUAAAACCAAAGCUGAGGUGCCCCAGGAACUGGACUCUUCAGAAGAGUGGGAGGAGAGGAAGUACCUGCUGGCUCAGAGGCGGGUGGAGGCCCUUCGGUUGCUCCAUGUCCUCCUGAGGAAAAUUUCAGGAUCCACCCAAUUUUGCCUAGAGGAGGUUGAUAUUACAGGCCCUGAAGCCAGUCAUACUCCAGGGAACACACUGGAAACUCGGGAGGAAGAAGAGUUAAAUGCUCAGCAUCUUCCAAAUCAAGAAGAAAUGCCAGAAUAUCAGGUUGCCAAGGCUGACAAUAAACAAAAACGAAAAAUGAGGAAAAGAACUAGGAAUCGCUUACAUAAAUCUUCCCAUUGUCUUGGGGGAAAGAAAUUAAGAUACUCAUCUAGAAAAGAGAGAACUAGAAAAUUAUUAACUGACAAACACAAUUACAGCUUGGUCUCUGACCCGAAUUCCUUGCAAAUUACAAUGAUUCAAGGUCAAUCUCUUGAAAAUGAGGAGCACCACAGUGCUCACAGUGCUCAUAAAUCCUGUUCUUCCAGAUUAUCUGAGAGAGACCAUGGCAGAAAACAGAAGAUCUAUGAAACAGACGAAUUUAUUGACUAUUUAUUAAAUUAUUAUCAGACUCCAAAAUAUUCUCGUAUCUUCCUAGAAGCAAGUCACAUAACAAAUACAUGUCAGUGGCAGAGGGAUGUCCAGGUUAAAGGAAAUGGAUUUCAGAUCAGUUUGAGAAAACAAAGGCAUCCCUCAACCAAUUUGAGCCAAAUGGAAAACCUGGAAAGAAGAGAAGAUAUCCAGGAAGAUGAUCACUGGUCAACAGGAAGCAUGCAAGACCCUGAGCACAAAUCACAAAAGAGAGGAAAAGUGGAUUAUACCAAAGAGUGUACUAAGAGAUUUAAAAGUGAUUGCAUGGAUACAGCCAGUGAAGCUGGUGAUCAACUGUUCCCAACUGAUGCAAAGUGGCAUCUCUUGGAAAAGACUCAUACUCACCAGGCCAGUGAUUCCAAAUCCACAAGGAGACAUCAAGUUUCCUCACCUUUCAGAUCAGUAGGCUUAGAUUUGAAGUUGACAGAUUUCUUAGAGGAAAUUAGUAGUGAUUCUGAGUGCUUCAGUGAAAUUCUUAGCAUAAAUGAAGAGGAGAAAGAGGAAUCUGUGGCCACAUAUCAUAGCUCCCCUGAAGAAGGAACUCUUGACAAUGAUGAAGUCAUCGCUUGCAAACAAAAAUCUAGGUCAAGUCAUCAGACCUUGCAUUCAGAGUGGAAACAUGAUGGUAAGGAAAAAUACUCCAAAUACAAGCUUAGGACACCAGGCAAGAGGUCUAAGUAUGAACCAAGAUGCUCAUGGCUUGAGGAUGAAAGCAGUUCUAUUAGAGAUGAGAACAACAGCAAAAAGAGGGAAAAACUAACAUCUAGCUACUUGUUUGAAGAAGACUACUACCAUGAAUUCAGUUCCAGUGAUCAAUUAGAAGAAAUCACAAGAAAGAAGAGGAGGGUUAGUGGUAGCAUAUUGGACCACAAAGUGAACUGUAGACCCUCUCAUGUGCCAACGCCAUCAUCAAAAAGUGCUAAUGCUUUAUAUUUGGGAUAUUAUCCCAAAAGAAGAGAAAGUUCUUGGAAGUCAGAAUACAACCAGGAUGCAAGAAGGCUUAAAAAACAUGAGAAUUCUAAAGAUUUCAUGCUGAAUUCUGAUAAUUAUUAUAUUAGACAUAAUAGUAACAAGCACAUUGACUGUGGAAGCUAUUUAGGAAACAACUACACUAGUUCUUUAUAUUUUCAAAUGUUUUGAUGGGCAGUUUGAUCAGGAACACCCAUAUUUACAAUAAACAACUCAUAAACAGAAAAAUUUAAAACCAAAUAUAGCUAUGUAGUUAGCAACUACAGAGCAAGAGCUUGCGCAGGGUCAAAUGCAAAACCUUGCCAAAGUUUAAAGCUUAGGUCAAAAUGACUGCAGAUGCAUUGGCAAGCUUUGGAAAUAUAAAACCUCCAGAUUCUGAAGCUUGGUAACAAUGCACUUGCAAAACUUCAAGAUAAACCUUUUUUUUUUUUACAGCUUUAAUUUGGUGCCAGUAAAGGAGCAGAUUAACGUUGAGAUAGCCCCUCCACGGUUCUUUAGCUGUCACAUCAUCAUCAUCAUCAUCAUCAUCAUCAUCAUCGACCUUCAAAUGACAAUAGUGAAUGAAUAAGGCUCCUUUUGCAUGUUCUGUGAUUUGGUCAGAAAUAUCACAUGCAGUAAAAAGCUACUGACUCAUGUUUAGUAAUUGUAGCUAAAAAGAGGGAUAACAGCUAGAAUAUGUUACAGACAUCUUUAUGACAUUAAAGAAUUUCAUGAGCACCCACCAGAAGUAAAUUAAUCUUACUGAUGUGUUCAUAGUAGUCAAAGAAUUGUCCUUUUAGAGACAACAUUUUGGAAGUAUCUGAAAGGGGCUAGGGUUUUCCUUUGAGGUUUAAACAGUCAGAGGCUCAUUAGCAGAGUUUUAAAUAAUGAUCCUCAUGUCUUUCCAUCCUUUAAAAGCAACAGGAUUGAAGUGAUAUAAUCAGGGAUAUUUCCACAGGGAAAUAUUGAAGAUCCUGGGGGCACCGAUAAUGGCACUUGAGAAGAGAGCACAUGAUGGGUAUUCCAUUUCAAGUUAUGUAAUCCUUUCGCUCAGGGUCGGGUGACAUCAGUUUGUAAAAAGUCACUGAGUAUCCCCCAAAUGACUUUUAUAAAAUAGUAACAAGUGCCUCCUCAGUCCUCAAUAGUGCCAUGGAGUUAGGAAGAUUUAAGAGAAAAGGCCAUAGUUUUCUAGCUGUGGAAAAAUUGUAUGUAUACAGGAUUUGUAAACUCUAACAUAAACAAUUUAUCUUUUUACUUGUUUUGGAUUUCUUAAAUAUGUUUUUAAAUUGAGAUAUUUUAUAGAAUAUUAAAGAUUUACCUUUUAGUGAAGUGCAUGUUCUAUAAAAAAGCUUGGCUGAUUUAUUCUGCCUUAUAUUGGAUUUAGGGCCUCAGGGUAGUAAAUGACUUUAUUUUCCCCAACAAAGCUAUACCUGGCCUGGCAUUUGAAGACAUCAGUGAGAUUCAAGAUUGCCUGCAACAGGAAAAGGUGAUUUUAAUCCACAGAAGCAGUGGAGAACAACAUAUUCAUAUGACACAAUUCAUUUCACAGUCUUAAUUUGAUAUUCUGUAGAAGAGCACCAGUGAAUAGAACAAUGUGGGAUGCCAGUCGGUGUGGCUGUCCAGAAUAAUGCCACACGAUGUGUGCCCAUAACCAGCCUCUUAAGCAACCUGGUGUCUGAAGUGGCUACAGAACCUUACUUUUCUGAAGUAGAAGCCAAGAAUUGUUUCACUGAUCUUCCUGGUCACAUUUUAAUAGAGGUGGUCAGGACAUACAAAACCUCAGAAAUGAUCAUAUCAUCAAAGAUUGUGAUUAUUACUAGUAAGAUAACAACCUAUUUAUUAUUGGCUCUCUUGUAUUCCAUUCCACUUUCAAGCCAGUAACUGUGCUGGCAAAACUAGGUUUGACUUCUGAAAUCUGAAAAAUUGCUCAUGGGGCGAGUGCCUUUUCUCCUCUGAGGACUAGCAGCGAACACUCUUGUUCAAAGUACCAUCAUCCAGAGUAGCCUUUUAAACUACUAACUGCUGGUAUUUUGUUAGAAAAUUUUCUGGUAAAUAGAUAUUACUCUCUAGUGAAGACUUGUCUCCUUAUUUUUUUAUGUUUUAUGCCAUUGAAACAAACAACAAUGAGAACAACAAAAAAUUUUGAGUCUGUAUUGGAAAGUAGGAAAGCUGUUUUGAAUUUUUUUUAUGGUGCUGGGGAUAGAACCCCUACCACUCAGCUGCACCCCAAGCCCUUCUGUCCUUUGAUAGUUUUCUUUGCAGUUUCUUUUGGCAUGGAAAUAAUUUUCUGCUCAGUAAAGAAAUAAAAAUAAAUUACAGAAUACAGUAUGUGCUUCUUUUGUAUAAUAGAACUGGUGCUAAGUCAUUUUUAUAUAACAUUUUGUCUUGUUUGAUUUGUUUGCUAAAAACCAUCCUCAGAGCUAGAAGAACGUAAAAUACUGGUUUUAUGUUGAUAUUCUGAACAAGCCUGGAGUUUUAUAUCCAUCUUGUGGUAAAGACUUUUAGAUUUGGGUCAGCCUCUUUUGUGUGUGGGCCUUGAAUAAGGAAGAGAACAACUUAUCCUGUACUUUUCAGUUGAAAGGCUUAGUAAGGAAUGAAACAGAAUUGAAACCAUUGUAACCGUUUUCUCUUAAUUAAUAUUAUACUUUGUUGCACUCUGUUAUUUAAGUGGUACAGAUAUAUUUUCUCCUAUCUUUUUGUAUGUCUUAUUAAAUAUAGGCCUAAAUUUUAAACUGUCUUUUAAAAUAGGUGUUUUCAUUGUAUGUGCUGCUGAUAGUGCUGUAAGAAAGCUAAAAAUUUUUCAAUGCUUUUAAUUAGUUCAUUUAAAACUCUCAGGUAGAUGGCAAUGUAACCUGGUAAUAUUGAAAAUAGAACCAAAUAAAUAUAUUUUUAUUUGUUGCAAAGCUGAUUAAAAUGUUCAUUUUUUUGCUGAUAC
Messenger RNA from Fukomys damarensis (Damara mole-rat), 5816 nucleotides. RefSeq names its product A-kinase anchor protein 17B. NCBI's taxonomy places the organism in Eukaryota, Metazoa, Chordata, Mammalia, Rodentia, Bathyergidae. Bases 305 to 3073 code for a protein of 922 amino acids. Gene Ontology annotation, molecular function: RNA binding. The record is from RefSeq and is a predicted model, not a curated record. The transcript is spliced from 7 exons.